AUGGGAAGAUCUCCUUGUUGUGAUAAAGCUAUUGUGAAGAAAGGGCCUUGGUCCCCUGAAGAAGAUGCUAAGCUCAAGGCUUAUAUUAUCAACCAUGGCACUGCUGGGAAUUGGAUCUCUCUCCCUCAAAAAGCUGGUUUGAAUAGGUGCGGGAAGAGUUGCAGAUUGAGAUGGCUCAACUAUUUGAGGCCGAACAUUAAACAUGGAGGGUUCACUGAUGAGGAAGAUCGAAUCAUUUGUACUCUCUUUUCCACCAUUGGAAGCAGGUGGUCAAUAAUCGCGAGUCAAUUACCCGGAAGAACGGACAACGAUAUAAAGAAUCAUUGGAAUAGCAAGCUAAAGAGGAAGCUUAUAGCAAUGGAGAAGAAAGCUCAAAUGGGCACCAUGCCAUCUUUUCAUAACCAUCAUCAAAUUUCAUCAUUUCCAUCUCAACAACUCUACCAAGACUCCAACUUUUCAAGCUUUGAAACUCUCAUUUCAUCAAUCCCAUCAAAUUGGUCAAACAUCCAAACAAAAGAAACCAAUAGCAAUAGCUUAAUGAACAAUUCAUUGAUGUAUAAUAAUAAUAAUCCAAUGGUGAAACAAAGCUCAUUAGGGUUUGGAAGUGAAGGGAGUACUUGUGAUGGGAGCUACAAUCAAAUCACUCCUUCAGGAAUAAUGGGUUUUGAUCAGAAUCAUAAUUAUUACUAUGAUCUUAUGAAUUAUCAAUCUCAGUGCUGCAUUAAUGGAGAAGCUGCUCAAGAACAUCUUGGCCCCAACAGCUUCUACCAGUACUAG
Messenger RNA from Cucurbita pepo subsp. pepo (vegetable marrow), 777 nucleotides. Its product is annotated as transcription factor MYB87-like. Lineage: Eukaryota; Viridiplantae; Streptophyta; Magnoliopsida; Cucurbitales; Cucurbitaceae. The record is from RefSeq and is a predicted model, not a curated record.